AGGAUCAAUCACAGCCGUCGAUCUUUGUCUCCAUUUAGUUUCGCUAUCGAGGGUUUAUAUCUGCAGCUCCGUUGUAUCCCUCUGUUCCGCCCUCAUUCAUCCUCUCUGUUUAUGUGACCGGGCUUUCAACAAUGGUUUUUGUAAAGGCUCAGAAAUCAAAAGCAUACUUUAAGCGUUAUCAAGUCAAGUAUAAGAGAAGGAGAGAGGGAAAGACGGACUACCGGGCCAGAAUUCGCCUCAUUAAUCAGGACAAGAACAAGUAUAACACUCCAAAAUAUCGCUUCGUUGUUCGAUUUACAAACAAGGACGUUACUGCACAAAUAAUAUCAGCUAGUAUUGCUGGUGAUAUGGUUCUUGCUGCUGCUUAUUCUCACGAGCUGCCUCGCUAUGGGCUUGAAGUGGGCCUCACAAACUAUGCCGCAGCUUAUUGCACUGGGCUGCUCCUUGCUCGUCGUGUCUUGAAAAUGCUUGAGAUGGAUGAAGAAUAUGAGGGCAAUGUUGAGGCUACCGGGGAGGAUUUCUCUGUUGAGCCAGCUGAGACCAGGAGACCUUUCCGUGCUCUUCUUGAUUGUGGGCUUUUAAGGACCACCACUGGAAACCGUGUCUUUGGUGCUCUUAAGGGAGCACUUGAUGGUGGGUUGGAUAUUCCUCACAGUGACAAGAGGUUUGCUGGGUUUUCAAAGGACGAUAAGCAGCUUGAUGCCGAGGUUCACCGCAAGUAUAUCUAUGGUGGCCAUGUUGCUGCAUACAUGAGGACUUUGAUGGAGGAUGAGCCAGAGAAGUAUCAAUCUCAUUUCAGUGAGUAUAUCAAGAAGGGAGUUGAGGCUGACAAUGUGGAGGAGAUGUACAAGAAGGUCCAUGCAGCUAUUCGUGCUGACCCCACCGCGAAGAAGACUGAGAAGCAGCAGCCUAAGGAGCACAAGAGAUACAACUUGAAGAAGCUUACAUAUGAGGAAAGGAAGACCAAGUUGAUUGAACGAUUGCAAGCCCUAAACUCAGCGGCUGAAGCUGAUGAUGAUGACGAGUGAAACUGGUUGGCCGUGACUAAGAUAACCUCGUUUGCUGUCUAGCUGGAAACCACUUAGGCAUCUGCAGUUUCGUUUUAUGUUGACAUUUUUGCAAUUGAGAGAGUUAUUCUUUAGAUUGUAAGAAGGUUUUGGAGUUUCACUUGAUAUCAAAUGAAGUUUCAGUUUUGACUGCAAUUCAUGUUGAUGUUUCAUCUAAUGAUGGGUUACCUGGAAUUAUUUGGAAUUUAUUUUAUGAAUUUUCUUUCAAAGUUA
This is a messenger RNA of Tripterygium wilfordii, 1280 nucleotides long. RefSeq names its product 60S ribosomal protein L5. Gene Ontology annotation, molecular function: structural constituent of ribosome; 5S rRNA binding. Lineage: Eukaryota; Viridiplantae; Streptophyta; Magnoliopsida; Celastrales; Celastraceae. The transcript is spliced from 9 exons. Gene Ontology annotation, biological process: translation; ribosomal large subunit assembly. The coding region runs from base 132 to 1028 and encodes 298 amino acids. The record is from RefSeq and is a predicted model, not a curated record. Gene Ontology annotation, cellular component: cytosolic large ribosomal subunit; ribosome.